AUCAAGCUUUACUUUGAGAAUUAUUUCAAAAAUCUCAUCAAAUUUAAUGAUAAAAACAUAGGUCUCACUAAAACAAAGUAUCGAUUAUCAAACGCUCACUUUCACUGGGGCAAAACCGAUUCAGAUGGAUCGGAGCACGCCCUCGAAGGCAAGCGCUUCGCGAUGGAGAUGCAUCUCGUGCACUACAACGAAAAGUAUGGGAGUGCAGCCAAAGCGAUAAAGUCUGGCGAUGCGGACGCGCUCUCCGUGAUUGGAAUUUUCUUCAACGCUGUCAAAGGAGCGGACCCUAACCCUGCCCUGGCGCCCAUCUUGAAGGGGAUUGCAAGCAUCAAGGAUGUGCACUCGUAUUGGGUGAAGGUUGAGGAGCCCAUUGACAUGAUGCCACUCCUGCCCCACCGCGGAGACCCCAUCUUCCACUACAAGGGCUCACUUACCACCCCGACAUGCAACGAGCAGGUCAACUGGUACGUGUUUAAAACCCCCAUUACGGUGAGUCCUUCAGAUGUCAACGCCUUUCGCAGUCUGGUGGAUGGACACAACCGUACCUUGAUCGAAAAUCAUCGACCCGUGCAAUCCCUCGGUUCUCGGGAUGUCAAGAUGCUGAAAGUUCAUUAAAAUCAAAUUUGUAGGCGAUAAAAUGUGUCAUAUUUAAAAAUUAUGUCUAGCAGCCAAUAAAAACCUACUG
This is a messenger RNA of Folsomia candida, 685 nucleotides long. Its product is annotated as carbonic anhydrase 2. The transcript is spliced from 3 exons. The record is from RefSeq and is a predicted model, not a curated record. The annotation marks the transcript as partial. Gene Ontology annotation, molecular function: zinc ion binding; carbonate dehydratase activity. Lineage: Eukaryota; Metazoa; Arthropoda; Collembola; Entomobryomorpha; Isotomidae.